AUUUGGAAUUUAAAGAAAGUGGGAAGAGAACUAUUUGGAAUGAAAAAGACCAAAAGGAAAGGGGAGUGUGUGUGGUUAUAAUAAGUAAUGUCAAAAUACAUUCCAUAAGUAGGAGAAUACUAACGCAACCCAUUAUUUUGUACAGUUACUAUACAAUAGCAAAACUUGUUUCAAAGACCGGGAUCAGGAGACAGGGGCCCUGGCCAACAAGGCUGGGGCUAGGGUACAACUUCCCAGGGACUGGGCGAGGAGCCUGAGGUUGGCAGGUACAGGGUCCUGUGCCUCCAUGAAAGAGUCAAGUUCUAAUGGCCGGGUGUGAAGCGGUGUGGCUGUACUCUGAGUGUGAACUGAAGACUCAGCUUCUAACUGGGUUGAGUUGAGAUGGGGACUCACUGGCCACGCCCCUCUCCUUCCAAGGGACAUGGUGCUGAUCAUACACGGUUUCCCGUCUGCUGUGGCCGCCCUUCGGUUUGAGUGGGCCUGGCAACAUCCUCAAGCUUCACGCCGCCUGACACACGUGGGGCCGCGCCUGCGCAGUGAGGCUGCCUUUGCCUUCCACUUGCGCGUGCUGGCGCACAUGCUUCGAAUUCCUCCGUGGGUGCGCCUUCCUCUGACACUGCGCUGGCUGCGACCUGACUUCCGCCAUGAACUCUGUCCAGCGCCACCACCACACAUGCCCAUUGCCUUUGGACCACCACCACCUCAGCCCUUGGUCUCAAAACGACCCACUGCAAGUGAGGCUGACAGCCAGCAACAGCUGGAACUAGGUGCCAAGAACAGCUGCACUUUGUGUGCCCGUAUGCUGCAGGAUGAAGAGGGCCCCUUGUGCUGCCCCCACCCUGGUUGUUCCCUAAGGGCCCAUAUCAUCUGCUUGGCAGAGGAGUUCCUGCAGGAGGAGCCCGGGCAACUUCUGCCCCUAGAGGGCCAUUGUCCUAGCUGCAAGAAGUCUCUACUUUGGGGAAACCUGGUUGGGCAGUGCCAUGUGGACACCGAGGAGGAAGAGGACUUGGAAUUAGAGGAGGAACACUGGACAGACUUGCUGGAGACUUGAUCCUGUGUCCCCAACCUUCAUCCCUGCACCUUUUCUGCCUCUCUCUCCAGUAACUGGCAGCUUUUAUUGAGCACAAUAAAAAGGCUGAGUUAAGGGUA
This is a messenger RNA of Arvicanthis niloticus (Nile rat), 1149 nucleotides long. Its product is annotated as structure-specific endonuclease subunit SLX1-like. NCBI's taxonomy places the organism in Eukaryota, Metazoa, Chordata, Mammalia, Rodentia, Muridae. Gene Ontology annotation, molecular function: 5'-flap endonuclease activity; crossover junction DNA endonuclease activity. Gene Ontology annotation, cellular component: Slx1-Slx4 complex. Gene Ontology annotation, biological process: double-strand break repair via homologous recombination. The record is from RefSeq and is a predicted model, not a curated record.